GUAGCGUGUAGCUGGGUGUCGUCUGCCGUCUUGCUCUGCCGUAGUUGGAUGAAUCAGUCGACGUUGACACACAGUCCUUUACUGGGAUAUGACUGUGCUUUUGUAGUAGAGAGAGCUAACUGUAGCUAGCUGCUUGUCCGGUGGUGUUUUUAAAGGACUACAUUCACCGAAAGAGAAACUGAGGACUCGUGUUUUGUUGUUAGCCUUAAUAUUUGUUUUACAAGAUGUUUUCUGGUAGCUAAAGGAACUUAACUGUUAUAUAUUAGCCGAGUAGCAGUGAGAAGCUAAGUUCACCCCAGCAACGGUUGCUAGCCUAGCAUAGUGCAGCUAGUUGGAUACCAUGAAGAAGGCUCAGUCUGACACACUGGGGUUUGUUCCUCAGAAGGACAUCGUUUAUAACAAACUCCUGCCGUACGCGGACAAGCUAGAUGAUGAGUCUAAUGAUGUUUUGAGUAAGAUAAAAGGGAACUUGUGCCGGGCUGUUCAGCUCAGAGAGAUAUGGCCCGGUGUGCUGUUCUGGACCAGGAAACUUUCCACGUACAUGAGACUGUAUGGGCGAAAGUUCAGCAAAGAAGACCAUGUGCUGUUCAUCAAGUUGCUCUAUGAGCUAGUGACGAUCCCCAAGCUGGAGAUAAGCAUGAUGCAGGGCCUUGCACGGCUUCUUAUCAACCUCCUCAAGAAACGGGAGCUACUGUCAAGGGAGGACCUUGAGUUGGAUUGGAGACCACUGUAUGAGCUACAUGACAGGAUUCUUUUCUCCAAGACAGAGCAUCUGGGCCUCAACUGGUUUCCCAAUUCUCCACGGCCUCGUUCAUCCUCUAAACUCAUAAUGCUAAAAUUGGUUCAGAGGUGCUCUGUGGAAAAUGUGCUGAAGACACUUGUGAAAAGCUGCAGACCAUACUUUCCAGUGUCCGCUACUGAGGAGAUGCUGGAUGAAUGGAGACCACUCCUCUGUCCCUUUGAUGUCACCAUGCAAAGAGCAAUCAGCUACUUUGAGCUCUUUCUACCAACGACUCUGCCUCCUGAGCUGCACAACAAGGGGUUCAAGUUGUGGUACGACGAGUUGAUCACCUUAUGGUUGUCUGUGCAAAAUCUUCCAAGCUGGGAAAUGCAUCUGGUCAAUCUCUUUGCUCGCUUGGCCAACGACAACAUUGGCUACAUUGACUGGGACCCCUACAUCCCUAAGAUUUUCACAAGAAUUUUGAGGAGUUUGAAUCUCCCUGUGGGGACCAGUCAGAUGAUGGUACCACGAUAUAUCACCAAUGCCUACGACAUCAGCCAUGUGGUGCUUUGGGUCUCAUCCCUCCUGGGAGGACCCAGCAAGCAAGCUCAAGAACAGCUCAGUGGCCUUUUCAACAGUAUUACAUCCUUCUUUCACCCAUCAAACCAUGGCCGCUGGUUGAUGAAGCUCAUGAAGCUGCUCCAACGUCUCCCUGCCAGCGUGGUGCGGCGGCUGCACCGAGAGCGCUACAGAAAGCCCACGUGGCUAACGCCAAUACCAGACAGUCACAAGCUCACAGAGGAGGAUAUCACAGACUUCGUUGAGAGUAUGAUGCAGCCGGUGCUGCUGGCCAUGUUCAGCAAGACGGGCAGUCUGGAUGCUGCCCAGGCUCUGCAAAACCUCGCUUUAAUGAGGCCUGAGUUGGUCAUUCCCCCCGUGCUGGAGAAAACAUACCCUGCUCUGGAGACUCUAACAGAGCCCCACCAGCUGACAGCCACUCUGAGCUGCAUGAUUGGUGUGGCACGGAGCCUAGUGUCAGGUGGGCAGCGCUAUCCUGAGGGGCCAACUCACAUGCUGCCCCUGCUCAUGAGGGCUUUGCCGGGCGUUGACCCAAAUGACUUCAGCAAAUGCAUGAUCACAUUCCAAUUUAUUGCUACGUUUGUGACUCUUGUGCCUUUGGUGGACUGUUCGUCCGCCCUACAUGAAAGAACUGACUUGACAGAGGUGGAAAGAGAGAUGUGCUCUGCCUCGGCUGAGUUUGAAGACUUUGUGCUUCAGUUCAUGGACAGAUGCUUUGCCCUGAUCGACAGCAGCACUCUGGAACAAACUCGCGAGGAAACGGAAACGGAGAAAAUGACUCAUUUGGAGAGUCUGGUAGAGCUCGGCCUGUCUUCCACCUUCAGCACCAUCCUCACACAGUGCUCCUUGGACAUCUUCAAGGUGGCUUUGGAAAAGGUGUUCAACUUUGCAACCACCAACAUCUUUGAGACCCGUGUAGCUGGGAGAAUGGUGGCCGACAUGUGCAGAGCUGCUUCCAAAUGUCACCCCGCCGAGUCUCUCAAGGUGUUUGUGCCACACUGCUGCAAUGCCAUAAACCAAAUCGCUGAAAAUGAGGAAGUGUUGAAUGAGGAAGAGCUUGACAAGGAGUUGUUGUGGAAUCUUCAGCUACUUUCUGAGGUGACCCGGGUGGAUGGUGACAAAGUCCUGCCCUAUCGUUCUAAUCUGGUCCAGAUUUUGCAGUUGACCCUCCACCUCAAGUGUAAGCAGGGCUACACUCUAGCUUGCAACCUGCUGCACCACAUCCUCCGCUCCUCAGCACUCAUCUACCCCACAGAGUACUGCAGUAUGCCAGGAGGCUUCCACCAACCAAUCAGUGACUACUUACCCAUCAAGGACUGGGGUCGGCCUGGGGACCUGUGGAAUUUGGAUAUCCGGUGGCAUGUGCCCAGUGUUGAGGAGACCUCCUUUGCUUUUUAUUUACUGGACCUGAUCCUCCAGCCUGAACUGCAGCGCCUUCAGAGAUUUGCACAGGGAGAACAGGACAUGAGCAGAGAUGACGUCCUGCAGAGCCUGACCAUCAUUCAACACUGCCUCCUAGGAGCUGGGAGUCUGAUGCCUCCACUGAAAGGAGAGCCCAUCCCUGAACUGGUCCAUAGUAUGGUGAAUCUAGAUGAGACCACUCUCUACACUGGAGCGCAGUAUGAUGUGUCCAGAGAGAACUACAGAGAUGCCGUCUGUAAAGUGAUGAGACAGCUGCUGCAUUACAUCCUGGAGCACUCUGAAGAUGACACCAAGUCUCUUUUCUCCAUCAUCAAGAUCAUCAGCGACCUGUUGCACUUCAAAGGUUCUCACAAGCAUGAGUUUGACUCCCGCUGGAAGAGCUUCAACCUUGUGAAGAAAUCAAUGGAAAACAGACUUCACGGCAGAAAGCAGCACAUCAGAGCUCUGCUGAUAGACAGAGUCAUGCUCCAGCAUGAGCUGCGAAAGCUGACAGUGGAAGGGUGUCAGUACAGGAGCAUUCACCAGGAGCUGAUGAGAGAUCUGUUGAGGCUUUCCACAAGCACCUACAGUCAAGUACGCAGCAGAGCUCAAAAUGUGUUGUACACUGCACUGGGAACCUACAAUUUCUGCUGCAGAGAUCUGAUCCCCCAUGUCCUAGAGUUUCUCAACCCGGAAAACAGCAGUGUCACACAGCAGCAGUUCAAAGGUGCCUUGUACUGUCUUCUGGGGAAUCACAGCGGAGUGUGCCUGGCCAAUUUGCACGACUGGGACUGCAUUGCCCUGACAUGGCCCGCCGUCGUACGCUCUGGCCUCAGCUCAGCCAUGUCUCUGGAGAAGCCCUCCAUUGUGCGGCUCUUCGAUGACCUCGCAGACAAAAUCCAUCGGCAGUAUGAGACCAUCGGCGUUGACUUCUCUAUCCCUGCUGAGUGCUGUGCUGUGGCCAAACAACUGAUGAUCGCUGGAAACCCUGUUCCCAAAGAGCCUGUUCCUCCAGAGGAAGAAGCAGCAGAGGCUCUGAAGAGGCAGGAGCUCAAAAACUCAGAGUCUGUUGAGAAAUACAAACAGCUCAUUGGUGAUCUGCUGGACUUCCUCAACAACAGGAACAUGCCUUGGAAGUUCGAACACAUUGCAAUCGGCUUCCUGUCAUUGCUGCUGAGAGAUGACCACCAACUCCCACCACCUGCUGUUACGUUCUUUGUCAAAAGCCUCAACCAUGACUCUCUCUAUGUCCGCAAGGUGGCGAUCUCAGCCGUGGCAGGGAUAAUGAAGCAAAUAAAGAGGCCGCAUAAGAAAAUCCCUGUCAGCCCCUCAGAGCUUUGUGGAGGGAAGGAGCUAAGUGGUAUUGUAGCAGGGGACCGUCUAGACAACAAGUGGCUCCAGUACAACGCCAGCAGCCUGCCACGCACACAAAAGGACUGGGAUGGCUGUGCGUUUGUGGAAAAGACCCACUGGGGAUACUACUCCUGGCCAAGAAAACUGAUGAUGUAUGCACCACUGGAGGAGCAGCCCAAACAGAACCUGAGCAGGGAGGAAAUGACAGAGCGGGAACAGAUCAUCUUCGACCACUUCUCAGACCCAGUGUUCAUCAACCAGUUCAUCGAGUUUCUCUCUCUCGAGGAUCGUAAAGGCAAGGACAAGUUCAGCCCUCGCAGGUUCUGUUUGUUCAAGGGAUUGUUUCGCAAUUUCAGUGACGUCUUUCUCCCCCUGCUGCGGCCACACAUGGAGCGCCUGGUGGCCGACUCCCAUGAGAGCAAACAGCGUUGUGUCGCGGAGAUCAUCUCUGGACUGAUCAGAGGUUCCAAGCACUGGAGCUACUCAAGGGUCGAGAACCUUUGGGAGGUCUUGUGUCCACUGCUCCGUACUGCCCUGUCCAACAUCACAAUAGAAACAUAUGCAGACUGGGGCACCUGCAUUGCCACAGCCUGUGAGAGCAGAGACCCGCGCAAGCUCUACUGGCUGUUUGAGAUGCUAAUGGAGUCUCCAGUCAACGGAGAGGGGGGCUCCUUUGUCGAUGCCUGUCGUCUCUAUGUGCUGCAGGGAGGCCUCGCUCAGCAGGAGUGGCGCGUUCCAGAGCUCCUCCACAGGUUGCUACAAUACCUGGAGCCCAAACUCACACAGGUGUACAAGAAUGUACGGGAACGCAUUGGCAGUGUGCUCACGUACAUCUUCAUGAUCGAUGUCAACUUGCCGUACACUCAGCCAACCACCUCCCCGCGCAUCUCGGACUUCACAGAGCGAAUUCUGGUGCAGCUGAAGCCUCUAACCGAGGGCGACGAGGAGAUCCAGAACCACGUGAUUGAGGAGAAUGAGGUGGGAGAGCAGGAUGAGAGGACGCAAGCCAUCAAGCUGCUCAAAACAGUGCUGAAGUGGCUGAUCGCAAGUGCUGGUCGCUCCUUCUCCACUGCCGUCCCAGAGCAUCUACGGUUGCUUCCCCUGCUCUUCAAGAUUGCUCCGGUUGAGAAUGACGACAGUUACGAUGAACUGAAGAGGGAUGCAAAGACCUGUCUGUCUCUGAUGUCUCAGGGACUCCUUUACACAGAACAGAUCCCCAUGGUCCUCAGCGCCCUGCAGGAGAUUGCUGGCAGCAGCUCCUGGCACGCUCGUUACACGGUGCUCACAUACCUCCAGAUCAUGGUUUUUUACAACCUGUUCACCUUCAUGAAUGACCAGAAAUCAGUGGAUGACGUCCGGGCACUGGUGGUACAACUGCUGGAGGAUGAGCAGCUUGAGGUAAGAGAAAUGGCCGCCACCACACUCAGCGGCUUCCUUCAGUGCAAUUUCCUGUCCAUGGACGCCCCCAUGCAGGCACAUUUCGAGGCUCUCUGCAAGACUCGCUUGCCUAAGAAGAGGAAGAGGGAGCUCGGCUCUAUAGUGGACACUAUACCCUCUGCUGACCUUAUGCGGCGCCAUGCAGGUGUUCUCGGGUUGAGUGCUUGUAUUCUCUCCAGCCCGUAUGAUGUGCCCACCUGGAUGCCCCAGCUGUUAAUGGACCUGAGUGCUCACCUGAAUGACACACAACCCAUUGAAAUGACUGUGAAGAAAACUCUGUCAAACUUCCGACGGACUCACCACGACAACUGGCAGCAACAUAAGCAGCAGUUCACAGAUGACCAGCUGCUGGUCCUGACUGACUUGCUGGUCUCCCCCUGUUACUAUGCCUAAAACCUGUUGUAUCAGUUUGGGACGACUCCAGACGGUACAGAUAAACCAGCCUGCAUUGGGGAGGAUGCUCCAGCUCUCGUCCGAUGAAAGACACCCUGGAAGAAGAGUGACACACAAAGCAACCGAGUUGUGGCACACACAGAAGGAUUGAAAAGUUGUGUACUCAUGUAUUUAGCUCAUUUACAUUUCUACUAUACUUAAUAUUUAAGGAUCAAUCAUAGCAGGGAUGAAUGACCUGCAGUUUGUAACAUUACUGUACAGAUUUUAUUUCUUCCUUUUUUUGGGUUUGUUUGUGUGCAUGUGCACGGGUGUAUGCGUGUGCGCGUUUUAUGGGAUGCUUGAAGACAUCAGCCACUGUCCCACACAUUUCUCAGGAUUCUGUCCCAAGUAUCAACUCUGAGCCAACACAAUGUCCAGUGUAGGACAUUCUCUUUGCUAUCUCCCAAUAGCGAAGUGUUUGUUACAAGCCACAGAGAACUGACUAUUGAGCAAUGGUCUCUUUAGAUUAGACUUAAACCUGCAACACACAAUGUUUGUGUGGCUGUUUGAUCUAUAUAUGAUUAUAUGCAUCGUGCAUGUGUAAAUCAUGGUAUAGCAAAUAUGCACAAACAUAUUUAUUUAUUUAUUUUUUGAAGUGCUAAGUUUAAUUUUUUUUUUUGCCAUAGAAGGUAUUGUCGAGAUAAAGUAGAUGGCUGAGCUUUUAGCAUUGGAGCCUGUUGUCGUCUACUCUUGCAAAAGAAAGGGAGAGGGCAAGCUCCCCACUGCUGUGCUGUGUGAUGCGUUUGCUGUGAGAACCGUUUGAUUACCAUUUCGUGUGUCUCGAAAAUAACCAAACCGCCUGUCCAUAAUCGUGACUUCUCUCGUAUCCCCGGUAUUAUUUACCUUUUUCUAAAACCCACUAAGAUUUUGGUUCGCUUUCCCCUGAUGACUUGAAAUCAGUCCAAGCAUUGACACAUUUAGUACCUCACUUAUGUAUAGUGUAGUGCCAAAACUGCAGUGAUUUAUUUUUUUUUUUUUUUAGAUGUACUGUUUGCUUAUUGAAUGAGAUGUCAAUAAAUCGUUUGUAACAAAAA
Molecule: messenger RNA, 6957 nt
Organism: Sebastes umbrosus (honeycomb rockfish)
Lineage: Eukaryota; Metazoa; Chordata; Actinopteri; Perciformes; Sebastidae
Gene: psme4a
Product: proteasome activator subunit 4a
Exons: 48
Coding region: 341-5884 (1847 amino acids)
Biological process (GO): proteasomal ubiquitin-independent protein catabolic process
Cellular component (GO): cytosol; spermatoproteasome complex; nucleus
Molecular function (GO): peptidase activator activity; proteasome binding
Source: RefSeq, a predicted model, not a curated record